CCCGUAACCCGUUCGCCGGACAGCGAUCAUCCUGGAGACAUAGGUUAGACGAAGAGGCCACCAGGGACGCGAAUCAAACCGGCGAGAAACUCUUAGAGGAACCUAUCGAGGAACCUGUGCUGAAAUUCCUGGAGCCCAGUACGCCGUCGAGCAAUGAUCACUUGAAAGACUUAUUCGACCUGGCAAAGACAUUCAAUGAAGCGGUGACGUCCCGGGCCGCUGAAACUGGAACAAAGGCCUCUCGCAGUCGCCGUGCAGAAGAACCAGAGCCCUCCGCAUUUGGACUGAACCGCAACGAGCUGUCUAGCGAGGGAUACCGGCAUAUCGCCCGACGUUCCGCCUCCGUACGGAUAACCAACGCCCCUGAGAACAUGACUGAGCGCGAUAUCACAAAUAUGUGUUCUCCCUACGGGAAAGUAGACGAUGUCCGGAUAGGUGCGUGCCAUGCAACGCACACGCUCCGAGAUUAUCUGAUUUUCGUAGUGCAUACCAGCGUCGGCAGGGUUGCAGCCGUGACGUACAGCUCUGCGGAUGAGGCGGAAACGCUUGUUGAUCUACAUGAGAAGACUCCUCUCAUGUUCGACGACGUCGAGCUCGAGGUAAAAUUCGGCUCUGUCACACGUCAGAAAGCCUCGUCAAGAACGCUGUUCGUUUCUGAUGUCGGAGCUGACAUGGAAGACACAAGGCAGUUUCUGCGCGAUCUUUUCUCUCCGUUCGGGAAGAUAGUCGGCGUGAGACGAGCAAAGGAAACGGCGGCGUGGUUCGUCGAUUUCACAUCGGUGAAAGAUGCGGCGAAAGUCAUGGACGCGCAUGAAGCAGUACCUUUCCGCAACGGAAAAUUGCUACUCUACCUAAAUUACGAGCAGGGGAGCCCUAAGUUCGAACAGCCGCAUCAUUCGCUCUGUAUCACUGGGUUUAAUGGUACCAUUACGGAGCUUGAGCAGUUCGUGCCGCAGCGCGACGGCGGCAACCAUGUCGUCAACAUCACAUGUGUUCCCGACAGCGCAGGCCUGAAGCCACCGCUCUUCUUCAUCGAGUUCGAGGCCGUUGAGUAUGCUACCCAAGCAUUGGCGCACUUACGUCAGUCCCCGGAAGUGAGCUUCUCCGCGAAGUACGCGGGACGGCCAAAUGACCAGAGGGUCAGUGCGCCGCGAAGCUUGUUUUCCCGGUCGUCAGAAGAGUUUGGCAGGUCGCGUAGUAGUGACACAUUGCGAAGGACCCGAAAAUGGUCGAACUCGCGUCCAGCGUAGAGUAAUGUGACUAUCAUAUUAUGAACGGCGUAGAUUACGUGAAUAUAUUCACCGCUCGACAUGAUCGAGCUCGAAAGAAAGAUAGGGAAUUGAGUGGUUCUCCAGCCCGUGAUAGUAAGCGUUGAGCAGCUACAACGAUGUACGCGAAGCCAGCAUCGUCGGUCUGCGGCGUGGCCGGGAGUCUCGGUGUGUCCGUGUCAGAUGCCAUUUUUAGGCCGUGCACAGGGUAGGCUAUUUCAGCCUAAACGGUGUCUUCAGCGUGGUCAGACUCCCAGAUAAUCUUUCUGAACACCUGGCCGUGCUCUCGCCCAUCCAGCGAUGGGGCGAAGUUUACUCGCACUUUGCGUCCUCGCACCACCAUCGGACGCAGUGCAUGCGUUUCGAGACACAAGAUCGCCUCUACAGUCGUCGCAAACUCGACAUAAUAGUUGGUGUCGAUGCCUACGUAG
Phanerochaete carnosa HHB-10118-sp is the source of this 1699-nucleotide messenger RNA. RefSeq lists its product as uncharacterized. Lineage: Eukaryota; Fungi; Basidiomycota; Agaricomycetes; Polyporales; Phanerochaetaceae. The transcript is spliced from 3 exons. The record is from RefSeq and is a predicted model, not a curated record. Gene Ontology annotation, cellular component: ribonucleoprotein complex. Gene Ontology annotation, molecular function: RNA binding. Bases 372 to 1250 code for a protein of 292 amino acids.